AUGGGUGAUACUAGGGAUGAGUCUGCUUCAGAUAUUAAAAGAUCACCUUAUUCACAAGUUGGAAGAAAAAGUUCUCAGGUUCUUUCUCCUGAUUCUUUAAAAAAAAGAAUUUCUGCUCCAUGGACUUCUUCAUCUAAUAAUCUUUCUGAUACAAAUUUUGACAAUAAAAAUAUGAAACAACAUCAAAUAAAUAAUGAGUUUGAGAAUGUUAAUUAUACCCAGUCAGAAUUAAAACCAGCUUUUGAUCCAAAAGUGGAGUUUGAGCGUUUAAUGAAUACACGUGCAGGGGGCGUUUAUGUUCCACCUGCACGAUUAAAAGCAUUACAGGCACAAAUCACUGAUAAGGAAAGUAAAGAGUAUCAACGUAUGUACUGGGAAGCUCUUAAGAAAAGUAUUAAUGGUCUUAUUAAUAAGGUUAAUACUAUGAAUAUUAAAAAUAUUGUUGUUGAAUUAUUCGGUGAAAAUCUUAUUCGUGGUCGUGGUCUUUAUUGCCGAUCUAUUAUGAAAGCACAAGCAGUAUCUUUGCCAUUUACACCUAUUUAUUCCGCCUUAACUGCUAUAAUCAAUACAAAGUUACCUUCUAUUGGUGAAUUACUUCUUACUCGUUUAAUUGUACAGUUUCGGAAAGCUUACAAAAGAAAUGAUAAGUUUUUUUGUUUGUCUUCUACUAUGUUUAUUGCUCAUUUGAUUAAUCAUCAAGUUGCUCAGGAAUUGGUUGCUCUUGAAAUAUUAGCAUUGCUUUUAGAAAGACCUUCAAAUGAUGCAGUUGAAGUUGCAGUUGGUUUUAUGAGGGAAGUUGGUGCAUAUUUGGCUGAUGUUUCUCCACGUGGUAGUAAUGCUGUUUUUGAACGGUUUCGGGCUAUCUUGCAUGAAGGAGUUAUUGAGAAAAGGGUUCAAUAUAUGAUAGAAGUUCUUUUUCAAGUCAGAAGGGAUAAAUAUAAGGAUAAUCCUAUCAUUCCAGAAGGCCUUGAUUUGGUAGAAGACGGUGACCAGAUUACUCACAUGUUAAGUUUGAAUGAUGAGUUAGAUGUCCAAGAAGGCUUGGGGAUAUUUAAAUAUGAUCCACUGUGGCAAGAAAAUGAAGAUCAAUAUAAGAAAAUUAAAGAUGAAAUAUUAGGUGAAAACAGUGAUGAAUCUUCAGACAAUGAAAGCUCUUCUGAAAGUAGUGAUGAACAAGUAAUUGAUGAUAAAAUACAUAUAAAGGAUGAAACAAAUCAAGCAUUAAUAAAUCUUCGGCGAACUAUAUAUCUUACCAUUAUGUCUAGUGUUAAUUUUGAAGAAUGUGCUCAUAAGCUUAUGAAAAUAAAUAUCCAUGAAGGACAAGAGAUUGAAAUGUGUAAUAUGAUUAUUGAAUGUUGUAGUCAAGAAAGAACUUAUUCUCGCUUUUAUGGUUUAAUUGGUGAACGAUUUUGUAAAUUAAAUCGUUUUUGGACUGAAAAUUUUGAACAGACAUUUUUAAAUUAUUAUGAUAUUAUACAUCGUUAUGAGACAAAUAGGCUUCGUAAUAUUGCUACAUUUUUUGGUCAUCUUUUAUCAUCUGAUGCUAUAAGUUGGCAUGUUAUGCGUUGUAUUCAUUUGAAUGAGGAUGAAACGACUAGUAGUUCAAGGAUUUUUGUGAAAAUAUUAUUUCAGGAGCUAAUGGGUGUUCUUGGUAUAUGUGAAUUAGAUACACGAUUAAAAAAUCCAUUUUUACAAGAAUCUCUUUGUGAUAUGUUUCCUCGAAAUAAUCCAAAAAAUACUAGAUUUGCAAUAAAUUAUUUUACUUCUAUAGGAUUAGGAAUGAUAACUGUUCAGUUACGUGAACAUUUAGAAACUAUAAAAGAUGUUAUUACUGAAAAACAAACUCUUUCGAAAUCUACAUCUUCUUCAAUAAGCACUACAUCAUAUACUACUUCAUAUUUAUCAGGGACUUAUUCUAAUGAUAUUUCUGAGUCUUCGAGAUCAUGUUCUCGGUCACGUAGUCCUAGAAGAAUACAAAGUUCUCGUUUUCGUAGUCGUUCUCGGUCACACAGUUCUAGAAAAAUACAUAACUCUCGUAUGCGUAGUAGUCGUUCUAGGCAGCGAAGUCGUUCUCGUUCACGUAACCGUUUCAAAAUGAAUUCUCGUAUACAUGGUCGCUCUAGAUUACGAAGUCGUUCUCAAUCAUUAAAUCGUUCUAAAUUACGGUCUUUUGGUUCAAGAAAACGAUUGCGAUCUCGUUCUCUGUCACAUGAAUCUAUAAUACAAGGUUCUCGUACACAUAGUCGUUCUAGACUUCAAAGUCGUUCUCGCUCACAUAGUCGUUCUAGGAUGUUGGAGUUCCGUAUACAUAGUCGUUCUAGACUGUGUAGUUCUCGGUCACAUAGCCGUUCUUAG
Pneumocystis jirovecii RU7 is the source of this 2355-nucleotide messenger RNA. RefSeq names its product U2-type spliceosomal complex subunit CWC22. The transcript has 7 exons. Gene Ontology annotation, molecular function: protein binding; RNA binding. Lineage: Eukaryota; Fungi; Ascomycota; Pneumocystomycetes; Pneumocystales; Pneumocystaceae. The record is from RefSeq and is a predicted model, not a curated record. The coding region runs from base 1 to 2355 and encodes 784 amino acids. Gene Ontology annotation, biological process: mRNA splicing, via spliceosome. Gene Ontology annotation, cellular component: catalytic step 2 spliceosome.